Molecule: messenger RNA, 2573 nt
Organism: Daphnia carinata
Lineage: Eukaryota; Metazoa; Arthropoda; Branchiopoda; Diplostraca; Daphniidae
Product: protein PFC0760c-like
Exons: 4
Coding region: 64-2364 (766 amino acids)
Source: RefSeq, a predicted model, not a curated record
UUAAAGUGACGAUACAACCCAAAGCUUAACGGUUGGAUCUUUGUCCUCCUUAGUUUCUAAAAAAUGCAGUGGUUUGUUAGAACUGUGUUCGUCCUGGCGCUUACAAGCUCCGUGUUGGCAAAGAAAAGCAACUACUGGUGGAUGUUCCCCAAUUUCGACGAAAAUGGUUCAAACAACCGUGAAAAUCUGGUGGCAAAUAUAACCCAAGGUGAUCUUCGCAACGGAACAGACGGGCAAGGAGCAAACCUAACUACAAUAGUGGACGGUGACUUUAAUUUACGUUCCGACGACAAUAGUGAAGAUAACCUGGAUAUAAAUGAAGGCAAUGGCCGCCCGGUAUUUCCCACUGAGGAUUUUGAUCGGGAUAACAAAACGCAGCCGGCCACAGGAAACGAGAAUGUUUCUGGCACGGAUAGCGACAAAGAUUUAAACUGGCCCGUAGAUAAAGAGAACCAAACUGACGCCAAAACAUUGAUGUCUGGGGACACCUGGGAAAAUGAUAACGAAACGAAAACUGAACAAGAAAAUCCUUCCAGUUUCGAAAAAAUGGAGGAGACGGAACUUUCUACUGACCUAAUGAAUGACGAGGAUGAGGUUGUCCAUGUUGAAGGUGAUGCUCAUCCAUCGUCCAAAUUAGAACAGGAACAGUUGAAUGACGAACAAAGUGCUUCCAGUGAAGAUGACGAGCUGCAAGAGGAAAUGGCUCCAAUCGAUGAGCUUGAGCAAAUUUUUGAAGAACAAGACAAAGCUGUUCACGAGGAUGGGGAUGCUCAUCCCUCUUCCAAAAUAGAGAUGGAGGAAAUAUCAAACACUGAAGAAGUUGAAGACCUCGAUUUUCCUCCCGAGGAGAAAGAUGAAUCUGUUCACGAAAAUGGAGACGCUCAUCCCUCUUCCAAAAUAGAGGUGGAGGAAAUAUCAAACACUGAAGAAGUUGAAGACCUCGAUUUUCCUCCCGAGGAGAAAGAUGAAUCUGUUCACGAAAAUGGAGACGCUCAUCCCUCUUCCAAAAUAGAGGUGGAGGAAAUAUCAAACACUGAAGAAGUUGAAGACCUCGAUUUUCCUCCCGAGGAGAAAGAUGAAUCUGUUCAUGAAGAAGGAGACGCACAUCCAUCUUCUAAAUUUGAAACGGAGGGCAAUAACGAUGCCGAGGAAAUCCAAGAACCAAAUUCUGUGGAUGAAAUUAGUUUGUCAGCGGACGACGAAGUUCCGGAAGAAACCAAUUCCUCCAGUGAAAAUGUUAAUGGCCAAGACCUAAACUCUGACAACAAUGAAGAAAUAAACAACAGUUCAUCAAAUGAAUCGCAGGAAAAUAACGAAGAAAAUCCAACAGAAGAAAAUUCCAAACUUUUCGAAAGCAGUAAUAAUGAAGAUUUAGAUUUUGAGCUUUCAGAAGAUGUCCUAGAGAAAGAGGACGAAAAGGAAGCAGAGACCGAACUUAGACAUACACAGGAUGAUGAAGCAAGUGCACUCGUUAGCGAAGGAGAAAAUAUGGAUGAUGAAGACGAAAUACAACCAAUAAACAAUAACGAACCAUCAUCCAUUGAUUCAGAUUACGAGGAUGCCCCUUUACAUUGGAUAGAUGAAGAACUUCUAAAUAAGGAGAGCUCUACUAUUAUUAAUAAAAGUGCUGGCGACGCUAUAAUUUCAGAAGGAGAGGAUACAUCGGCAGUGGUUCCUAUAGCUCCCGUUUUCAAAACUCCGCUUUGCAGUUUUGACACCCGACCAUUUAACUUGACAAUUCUACCAGUGAACUCCGUAAAUGAAAUGCACGGUACGGAUGUGUCACUUCUUUGCACUUUGGUACCGCACAACGCAUCGGAAACGAUGCCGCAUUUCCGCCUAACGUGGCUAUUUGAAAAGGAAGGGUGUCAGAAAGAUUCAUCGAACAAACAUGCCUGUACAAGAGUUCUCGUAUCCAAAAACUAUGAAUCGCCUGAUUCUCCCAAUACAUUAUCGUACGAGUUGAACAAGUUAAACCAUACGAUACACACCGGCCUAUACAUUUGCGAUGCAGAAAUCUAUGGCUGUCAGUCUCAAAAUCAGAAUGCAACGGAAACCAGCCAAGCUCUCUACCUCAAAGUUUAUAUCAAACCCAAUUAUGCACUCCAUAUUGGUAUAAUAUCUUCAGUAUGUGUUAUUUUACUGGCAAUUCUGGGUGGGUUGGUGAGUUAUGCUCGCCGGGUUCAAAAGCAAUCAAAGAAUCGUUAUCAAGAAUUACUUUCAUCGGCAGAUAUUCAAUACUAUCCUUCUAAAGUUUUAGAACUGCCUAACUCUGUUUACAAUACUACAACAACAGGAUUCGUAAGGAUGAGCGCCAGUACCUUUUCGAGUAAAUCCAGCUUUACAAGUAAUGAAGACGUCUGAUUCCGAACUAAAUGUUUUAAAAAAAUGUUCCCUUAACCUUAAGCACUGGAUAUACAAAGGCUAAGAGAAAAGUAAGAAAGACAUUUACCUUUCAGGCUUAGAAAUCUGUUUUCCAUUUUUCCCAAUUUUUAGAUGUUGUGGUGGUUUCCUUCAUCUUUUUCCCAUACUUUUCCAGAGCUCAAAUUUUUUGGAAUAAACUGGGGAACGAA